CUUUUACCCAAUCAUCACAAAUUAGACCAUAACUGACAGCCGUUUCGAUCAAUAAUAUUAUGGUCCCACCCACCGAAGGCGGUCAGAUAUUCUACCGGAAAUGCACAUUGUUUUUCGUUGUUCGAAAGGCAUGCACGAUUGAAGGGUGAAUGGAGGCAACACAGCUGAUCGAUGACUCAAUAUUGGAAGAGUCAGAGGAGGAGGAGGAUGGAGAGAAGCGAGGAGAGCCACUGGCCAAACUCAGGGUGUUAAAAAAUAAACACAUCACAGAGACUGAGUUGCCUCUCUACCAGGGAGAAAAUGUGUUGGGUCGAAACCCAGACUCCUGCUCCCUGCCCCUUGUGGCCCGCUCCGUAUCCAAGCAACACACCAUCAUCUCCAUCUCAAUGUUUCGCGGCAACCGUCGUCAUGGCAACGUUGCCGCCAUGGAGACAGAGGCUUUAGUGUGGGACCUGGGCAGCAUGAACGGGACAAGGAAGGGCCGGACCAAACUGACCCCUCACGUCCGCUACGCUCUGACCGAGGGAGAGUGUGUGGUAAUAGCUGACAUCCCCUGCCAGUAUGUCUCUGUGGACCAGAGGGGGGGACAGGGGCACAUGCAGAACCCGACAAACGCACACUCUGGAAGGAGGUCAGGGCCAGACAGGAAGGCCCAGCUCAGAGGAAGCCCUAGCGGCCAAGGUCUGGGACGAGAGACUGGCACACCGAAGACUGAGGGUAGAGGAGUUAAUGGAGAGAUUGGGGCACCAUCGUUGACUGAGCUGGGUGGAAAGGGUAAAAAUCUGGCCAAACCCCUGUCAUUUGAACAAACCCCCACACAGCCUGAGAGGACACUGGUGCCUGAGUCUGACUCCGAUGGAGAGCAAGAGGGACGGAGAGACAAACGGGGAAAGUACUUUGUCUCUGAUUCUGACUCGCACAUGUCCAGUCCCACCUGUUCUACAUUCCUCAGUCCUACAACCAACGUCAUUCCAGAGAGUGAGGACGAGAGCCCCAUCACUCCCUCCUCCUCUGCUAUAAACAGACCCAAGACAAUAGUGAGCUUCAGUGAGGAGGAGAGCGACAUGGAUGGACCGAGACAGCAGCCCAGGAGAAGAAGAGCUCAAGUGAUAGUGGACGACAGCGAAGAAGAGGAGGAGGGGAAGGAAGGCACAGAGGCACUAGGAGAGAAGGAACCUGGGAAAAGGACAAGAGGAAAGGAGGAAGUGUCAGUGGUGAACCAGGUCAGUCAAGCUGAGAGAGAUGGACCAAUGGUGUCUACAGAGGACACAUUUAACAUGGACAGUGACACAGACGUAGAGGGAGAGGAGGAGAUGGGGCUGUCUGCACCUGUAAACGCUGUUAAGCCACCAGCCGCAACAGAACCUCCUACUACAGACUCUGACCCAGGCCAGAUCCACAUGGACAGUGAUACUGAUGUAGAGGAAGGGGAUACUAUGGACAGUGACUCUAAGUUAAUGCUAACUGCUGCCGAUGUGGAGAGGAAACCAGUAGAUUCUGUCCCAGUGGUGCAGCCAACAGAGAUACACCUGGACAGUGAUACAGAUGUGGAUGAUGAUGAUGAUGUUGUUGUGUCAGACAGUGCUACCAAUGUUACCUCCUUCGUAUCCGAUCCGGCUGAGAAACCAGACAAUCCUGCCCCUGCAGUGCCACCCGUAGAAUUCCACCUUGACACUGACACAGAUGUGGAAGAGGAGGACACAGACACACAUUCCAAAACAGUUCCAGAAUCAGAUUCUAGUGGGAUCAGAACAGGGAUUGCUGGUCCCCAGGAGAUCCUUUUGGACAGUGAUACUGAUGAAGAAGACAACCCGUUUACCCCUCCGGCCAGCAGUAGAACAGCGGAGCUCCUUAAUCCACCCACCAGUGUAAGACCUGCAGCUGCUGCUCCUCUGGAGGUCAGGUCUGACAGCGACACAGACUUAGAGGAAGACGCCACACAGACCAUGAACCUUCCUCCUCCUAAUGUCACCACGGUAACGGAGGAUGCGGUGUUCGCGUCGCGACAGGCCGUGCUUCCAUCACCCACAAUAACAACAACAACCGGUGCUGUUACCAAGACAAUCGCUCUCAGGUCUCAGGACUCUGAUGCUGACACAGAUGCUGAGGAGGAGAGGUUGGAGCCCAAACCCCCCCGGUGUCGGCCCCCAGCAGGGAUGGUCCCGGAGUCGGACCUCAAUGAGCCCAGUGACUUCAGGAUGGACAGUGAUACGGAGAAGGAUGGACCAGGGGAGGCAGGCCAGGGACAGACUGCAUGUCGGCUCAGAGAGGGGGCAGCUGGCCCUGGGCUGCUCCCCCUGGGGGGUUCCCCUGGCCCUCAUCAGAAGUGCUCCACCCCUUUGGCAUCGUCAGUACAGGAGGAGAUGGAGACUCAGGCCUUCUUCUGUCCCUCUGACCCCUUCAGACGCCCUGCUCUCCCUCCUGUGCUGAGGCCUACAGCAGCAUUGUCCUGCUCUGCAUCAGACAGCCAGGAGGACGAUGACUUUGUGGUGGCCGAGACCCAGUCAUUUGUGUUGGAGGCCCAGAACCAGGGCCAUCAGAGCAGCCUUCCAGUGGAACCAACUCUGGAUGCUACACAGCCCUAUGGUUUGGAGCCUUCCUUGGGGGAGGAGCAGCCCAGCCGAGGCUCCUUCCAGCUGGGUCUGUCAGACAGCAGCCACCUCCACCUCCAGGCCAGGGACCAGGCCUCAGAGAGCACCCAGGCAUUCAGCUUCCCAGGUGGGGAUUCUGACCUGGAGGCCACCCAGACCUAUGGAUCUGGAGGGAGGAGCGAGGAGCCUUGCCUUGGCCAGAGGUCUGCGGUGUUCAGGAGGAACAGGCAGGGGGAUUCUGACCUGGAGGCCACACAGACCUAUGGAUCUAGAGGGGGGAGCGAGGAGCCUGGCCUGGGCCAGAGGUCUGCGGUGUUUGAGAGGAACAGGCAGGUGGACUUUGCCCUGGAGGCAACACAGGCUUAUGCUGCCCAGCCUCGCAGUGACACAGAGGAGGAAGAUGAAGAGGAGACCCCCACCACGUCUAAUGUUGCUACAACUGAAACCCUGCCCAUGUCUGCCUAUGAGGAAGAGGACAGUGAGGAGGAGGAAGAUUUGGUUGGGGCCAAGCCCCUGACCCCAGUAAGGAGAGGGAGAUCUGGAGGAGCGAGGGAGAGAGAGGAAGAGGAGCAGGAGACCCAGACUGGUGAGGUGCUGACCAACCAAUACCUCUCCACAGCUCAAACUCUGGACAUGGUCCAGGAGAGUGAUGAUGAGGAAGAAGCCAAACCAGACUCGCCCAGAAGAAGACGGACCCAAAAACAGACAGUAGACGAGGAAGAGAGACAGACUGUCAGCUCCUACCUCUCCACUGCUGAAACCCAGCCCAUGUUUACUGCUGCUGCUGCUGAGGAUGAUGAUGAUAAUGAGGAGGAAGAACUCAAACCUCCAUCACCCAGAAGGAGGGGAAGGUCCCAGAGAGGCAGAGUAGAAGAGGAGGAGACACAACCUAGUGAGUUCCUCACCAGCUCCCACAUCUCCACCGCUGAAACUCAGCCUAUGGGUACUUGUGACACUGAGGAAGAGGAGGAGGAGGACACCAAAGCUAAAGGACAGGCUCAGAGAGAGCGAGGGAAAGAGUCGGAGGCUGGGACAAGCGGUGUCAGCAGUAGAGGUAGAAGAGGAGCUAGAGGAGGAGAGGAGGAGAGCUCUGAGACUCUGAAAACGCAGAUGAGAGGAAAGGGGAAGGCUGUGAACACCGCGGGAGGCGGAGGGAGGAGAGAGGUGUUGCCUGAGGAGGAAGAGAGUGAGAAAGAAGAAGAGGCGGAGGUGGUUGAGCAAGGGAGGAGGGGAAUAGGAAGAAAGAGUGUGAAACAACAGAAAGAGGGAGAAAAAGAAAGACUUGAGGAGGAACGGAGAGAGGAGGAAGAGGGAAUAGAGAAGGAAAGACAAGAACAGGCUGAGAAGGAACGGUUGCAGAAGGAAAAAGUAGAAUCAGAAAGGGUUAUGAAGGAACAACAGGACAGAGAGAGGAUGGAACAGGAACUUAAAGAACAAGAUGAGAGAUUAGAGAGUGUGGAAAGAGAAGAAACAGAAAGGAUGGAGAGGGAGAAAAGAGAACAAGAGAAAAGAGAAGAAACAGAAAGGAUGGAGAAAAGAGAACAGGAGAAAAGAGAAGAAACAGAAAGGAUGGAGAGGGAGAAAAGAGAACAGGAGAAAAGAGAAGAAACAAAAAGAGAAGAAACAGAAAGGAUGGAGAGGGAGAAAAGAGAAGAAACAGAAAGGAUGGAGAGAGAGAAAAGAGAACAGGAGAAAAGAGAGCAGCUUGAGAGGGAAAGGAAGGAACGAGAAGAGCAAGAAAGACUGCAGUGCGAGAGGACAAAAAGAGAAAAGAAGGAGAGAUUAGAGGAAGAAAAAGAAAGAAUAGAGCGGGAGAGGAAAGAAAUAGAAGAGAGGAACAGACUGGAGAGGGAGGAAAAAGAGAAGCAAGAACGAUUGGAGAGAGAAAACAGGGAAAGGGAAGCGCUUGAGCGAUCAGAGAGAGAAAGGGUGGAGAAAGAGAGGAUAGAGGGAGAACAAGCAGAAAAGCAAAGAUUGGAGAAAGAAAAAAUGGAAAGGGAAGAGAAGAGAAAACAGGAGAGAGAACUAUUGAAGAAGAAAAAGGAAGAGGAGAGAAACCUGAAAGAAAAACUGGAGAGGGAGAAGAAGGAAAGAGAAAAGAGGGAAGCAGAGGAGAAAGAAAAGGAGAUAAAAGAACGACAGGCGAAGGAACAAGGAGAAAAACAAGCCAAGAAAGACGACGAAAAUGAGCUAAAAACAUCCAGGAGAGGUCGCAGAGCAGCAACCAGGAGAACCGUCACGGUUCCACCCACAACGGAACCACAACCUGAACUUAAUAUUCUGUCCAGCACACCAGAACCAGUCCCAGCUAGUAUAACUAGGUCUCGCUCCAACUCUUCCAACUCUGUCAGCUCUGAGAGAUCCAGCAUAGACACCCUGGGGAGCAGAGGGAGAGGGGGCAGGAAGACCACCAGCACCACAGAGCCAGCCCCGGAUCCAGACAACCCCACCCGCAACAGCACCAGGAAAAGGACGUUGGUCGGGACGGUUGUGGCUCCCCCUGCUGCUGUGGAGGUCACAGCGCAGGACAUUCUCUCCAGCGAACAGUUUGUUGCCAGGAGAACCCGCUCCAGCUCCACCAACUCCCACAGCUCCACCAACUCGGAGGUCUCCACCUGUAUCGUGGAUAGCGUGAGCUCUCAGAGCAAAGGGAGGGGAGGAGGCAGAAGGAGGAAGACUGGGACAGAGUCUCUCUCCCCCAGUAACAGGCAGAGUGAGCAGCCUCCAGCCCCCAAGCCCACAGCCAGAGGCAGGAGAAGCCAGAAGGUUGAGGAUGAUGGUCCACACCCUGUUAUUAAUGAGAAGGCUGAUUCUCAGGAGGCUGGUGGUACCACUAGAGGGCAGAAUAAAACUGCCAAAACCAAUGAGCCAGACCCUGUAGUAGCAGAUGAAGAAACCACUCCAGCCCAGGUAACAGAGGACUCCCCCGUUCCUAGAGGGAAUGGAAGAGGCCGGGGCCGAGCCGGCCAGAAAGACAACACACCUGAAUCCACCACUACAACAGCAGGAGGGGACACUCCAAGUGAAGAGGGACUGGAGUCUAAAACAGGUGGGAGAGGGAAAGGGAGGAAGAGGGGGCUUGGAGAGGAGGAGGAGGAGGAGAACAGUGGGUUCAAGGUUCCCCGGAGGAAAGCUAAGGUUCAGAGGGGAGGGAGAUGCAGGGCAGCAGAGGAGAAAGGAGAGAAAGAGGAGAAACCUGCAUCCACUCCAGCAAAGAGAGGCAGAGCCUCCACUGCACAGGUGAAAAAGAUAGCAGAGGAGGAGAAGAGUAUGGCGGGACAGAGUGAGAAGAUGGAAGAGGAAGAGGCUGGUGCUGUGCAGAGGAAAGUCCGAGGCAGGCAGUCGACGGUUCAGAUAAAGAAGAAAGAGGAACCUGUUUUGGACUCUGUGGUGCCACAGACCCCUACAGGUAAGGGCAGAGGUAAACGUAGGGCCCCUGUGGAAUCAUCACCACUAGCCAGGACCCCUCGCUCCUCCUCUGCCUCUCCCCUGUCCUCCCUCUCCUCCCCUGGGACACUGGGCCCAGCGAGGGCCGCCACGCAUUCCUACAAGGUGUUGUUUACAGGAGUGGUGGAUGAGGAGGGGGGGAAGGUGGUGUCUUGUCUGGGGGGCAGCCUGGCGAAGGGCGUGGCUGACAUGACCCACCUGGUGACUGACCGGGUCCGACGCACCGUCAAGUUCCUGUGUGCUGUGGCCCGCGGCAUGCCCGUCGUCACCACCGAUUGGCUGGAUAAGUGUGGUAAGGUGGGUCAUUUCCUACCUACUGACAGGUACCUGGUGAAGGAUAGGGAGCAGGAGAACAAGUUCAGCUUCUGUCUGGAGGAAUCACUGAGGACCGCCAGCACCCAACCUCUACUACAGGGUUAUGAGGUCCAUGUUACCAGGUCAGUGUUGCCAGAGCCAGCCCAGAUGAAGGACAUCAUCAUCUGUAGUGGAGCUCGCUACCUCUCUACGAUGCCCUCCACUCAGAAGGCCCAGGCCCGGACCCUAGUGAUAUCGUGUGGGGAGGACUGGUCUCUCUGUGCUCCUGCUCUCUCUGCUUCUCUCCCAGUCCUCAGUGCUGAGUUCCUGCUAACUGGUAUAUUACAGCAGAGAGUGGACCUGGUAACCCAUGUCCUCUCAGCCCCCAAACCCAGGGCCCAGCCAGGAGCCAAAGGCCAGGCCAGGGGGAGGAAGAGAAUGUAACAGACCAAACUCACCUGGGUGGUAUUCAUUAAUUCAUACUGUAGCAAAACCAUAUGCAACAGAAAACAAACACUAGUGUUUCUUAUUGGACAAGUUCAGGUAAUCCCUCCCUGUUUUAGUCUGUUUUCUACCGUUAGGUGAAUAUGACCCUGGCAUAGCAUGCAGCACCCACCUCCACCUGUAUAGAGAACAGUAGCAGGACCAGGCCACAGAGGAGUGGUAACUACAGUACUACUACCCUGGAGGGGCUGGAGACCAUUAGACACCUGAGAGAGGGGAGGAUUCGGAUGUACAAGAGACAGUGGCAGCAUCCCAAAUGGGACCCUAUUGCUUACUUUUGACAAAGAGCCCUGCACUAUGUAGGGAAUAGGGUGCUAUUUGGGACGCAGACAUGAAAGGCUGGUGAGAGGAGACAUCCACCUGUAUGACCAACUAGACUAGAUAGUUGAGAAUGUAUUCACUCUGAUAAGAAGACAAACAAACCCAAGAGAUGGAAAACUAUUUUUAUGUUUAUGAGGGUAGAGAGAAAAUACAUGCAGAGAAAUGCUCUGAACAUAUUUGUGUUCAUAAAAAAUGAUAUAAAUAUGAGUUAACAUAGAGAAGACGGAGUAAUAGAUGAGAUAAUUUACUGCCUAUCCCAGUCAUUUAUUUGAUGUCUCUUCCUCUUUUCCUGUCUUUCCUCCCUCUGCUGAUCCUUUAUCUAUACUGAUUAAAAGCCAUCCUCGCCUUUUGUAUAAAGAUAACAAAUAUAUAUAUAUUAGUGCCUAUUUUACGAGGAUAAUGUUGAAUAUACCAGGUGUCUGUCUUCACCAGCUGUGAUUGCUGAAGGGACAUGUCUUCAAUCUUAGAAAAAGGACCGAACUGAUUGUUUUAAUGCUGCUCGUCCAUCUACAUCUUUGUAUGUAGGAGUUAAAUGUGUCUUUAUUUACCGACCAAUAAACCUUUCAUACCGAA
Molecule: messenger RNA, 7730 nt
Organism: Oncorhynchus mykiss (rainbow trout)
Lineage: Eukaryota; Metazoa; Chordata; Actinopteri; Salmoniformes; Salmonidae
Source: RefSeq, a predicted model, not a curated record